Molecule: messenger RNA, 1611 nt
Organism: Brassica rapa (field mustard)
Lineage: Eukaryota; Viridiplantae; Streptophyta; Magnoliopsida; Brassicales; Brassicaceae
Source: RefSeq, a predicted model, not a curated record
AUGGAUGCAUCAUCUACAAAGCUACCAAUUCAUGAACAUCCUUUGGCCUCGUCAGCUAGAUUUCAUGGUCAUUGUCAAGGCUGCGGUAAAUCGGGUAACUACUACGGAGGCUAUCUCUGUAACGAUCCCGAGUGCCGCGUUGUCAUGUUCCACAAGGAAUGCGCAGAAUCACCAUUAGAGAUCAACCAUCCUUCCCACCCGGAACAUCCUCUCCUACUCACACAAAAUCCUCCAAGAAGUAAGUGUGAUUUGUGCGGCAAAUAUCUCUUCGUUCACGACUUUCCCUAUUUCUAUCAUUGUUCCAUAUGCGACUUCAACGUUGACACAUCAUGUGCCAGGAAACCACCACUUCCGCUACAUCAUCCUGAUCCCCAAGAACCUCCAUUUUUCUUAAUAAAAGAGAAUCAAAGUCAAAAACUGUGCAGAGUCUGUGAGCAACCAGUUUGUGGUAAAUAUCAUUAUGGACGUCCUUCUUGUGAUGAGUACGUUCACUUGGAGUGCGUCGACGUCGCGGAGAAAGUAAAACAUCUUCCUUUUCACCCUGAUCAUCCUCUUGAGUACACCACAUCUACAUAUGGCGAAGACCAGAAGUCAUGCAUUUUAUGUGGAGUGACAUUGGAAGGUGUCUUAUACCAUUGCUCGACAUGUGACUUCAGCAUGUGCCUAGGUUGUGUGAUAACUCCCCCACCUCUUGUUAUUGAGCAUCCCAAGACUCAUGAGCAUCAGCUUACCCUCUCAACGAGACAGAUCUCGUUUACUUGUAAUGUUUGCGGCGUGCCUGACAACCGAAGCUCUUAUUCAUGUCUUCCAUGUGGUUUUACGGUCCAUCGAAGUUGUAUUGAUAUGCCGCAAGUCAUAAUCAUCAAUCGUCACAAUCAUCGCCUCUCUUACACGAAUCAUCUUGGUCCAGGGUUUUCGGACUGCGGAGUUUGUCGUCGACCCGUGGAUCAGUUACGUGGGGCUUAUUCUUGCUCCAUUUGUCCCACGUAUGCUGUUCAUUCAAAAUGCGCAACAACCAUCCGAGUAUGGGAUGGGAUAAACCUCGAAGGGAUACCCGAGGAAAUUGAAGAUCUUCCAUUCAAGGUGGUUGGUGAUGAUAACAUGAUGAUAAACCAUUUCAGUCAUGAGGAGCAUAACUUAAGGCUUACUAGCGAAAACGUUAUUUCUGAUGAAACCACGCUAUGUGCAGCAUGUGUCUAUCCUCUCAACGACUCUGGUCCAAUAUAUAGUUGUGUGGAAUGUGAUUAUUUUCUGCAUGAAAAAUGUGCAAAUCUCCCUAUGAAGAUACAACACGUAUCGUACAGUGGACAAUUUGUCCUACAUGCGAGCGGAGGUGAAGGUCCCGAAGGUGAUUUGUUUGAUUGUCUCGUUUGUGACAAAACAUCGACUGGUUUCAGGUACACGUAUGACGUUUUCAAUCUCGAUGUGCAUUGCAGUUCAGUUUCUGAACCAUUUGUCUAUGAUGGCCAUUUACAUCCCUUAUAUUAUGAACCCGAAGCAAGCAUCACCACAUGUGACACAUGUCAAAACACAGUGUUCUAUCAUGUGCUCAAGUGUGAUGUUUGUGAGUUUAGUGUGGAUUUUUCUUGUGCAACUUUGCCUAAAGCAUAA